AUGACUGCGUUGCUGGGUUAUCGUUUGACUUUUCGUGGAUUGUUGUCGUCCGAGACCAAUUGCGUACCUAGAGUCGGUAAGAAGCUGAGAAAGGAGAUGGACGGACGAAACGAGAGAUCUAAAGAGGCUGCCCCAGCAGCAGCAACAACAACAACAACAACAACUCAUCGCAGCUCUGGUCCGGAUGGACUCAUGGACGGGACUGUGGAGUUUGGUGGUAACGAUGAUGACGUUGCAGGAGCAGAGCGUGAGACCAUGCUUAGGAGAAGGAGGCUUGGUGACGAGGAAAUGGGACAAAGCCCGGGUCAUGGUACGAGUCCAUUGAAGGGGGUCGUUGGCAGCGCAGAGUCAAGGAGCAGUUUGGAAUCUUCUCGGGUUGCUGAGAAUGCUCUACACGCGACAGGCGGUGGAGAAGGAAGUGGUGGUGUUAGGGGAUUCCAGUGGAGCGGCAUCACCGAGUCGGGAUAUAUCUCGUUUUCGACACUUCGAGGGACCACGGCAGAACGCGUGGGAAGGACCUUUUAUGGUCCUGAGCGCAGGUCUCCUCGGCCGGAACACAAUGUCGAGGCUGGAAAGUCCUUGAGUAUAUCUUGA
This is a messenger RNA of Exophiala spinifera, 594 nucleotides long. RefSeq lists its product as uncharacterized. Bases 1 to 594 code for a protein of 197 amino acids. The transcript has a single exon. NCBI's taxonomy places the organism in Eukaryota, Fungi, Ascomycota, Eurotiomycetes, Chaetothyriales, Herpotrichiellaceae. The record is from RefSeq and is a predicted model, not a curated record.